Molecule: messenger RNA, 883 nt
Organism: Hibiscus syriacus
Lineage: Eukaryota; Viridiplantae; Streptophyta; Magnoliopsida; Malvales; Malvaceae
Exons: 2
Coding region: 201-710 (169 amino acids)
Source: RefSeq, a predicted model, not a curated record
CGCGAUUGAAAGUCCAAUUAGAUAAAAUGGGAGGUUAUUUCCUACGCAGAACACCAUCUCCUAAUCUUCCAUUUAAGCUUUUAAUUUCUGCUUUCAGUCUGUUGUUCCAAACGCAUCAAAAUAGAAAGGUCGCUCCAAAAGAAAGGCCUAAAAGCGACGAUUCCUAUUUCUUCCCUGUUUUGUAAGUGCAUCUAUCUGAGAUGGCAGGGUUUCGGAUUCGUCGUCGAUUUUCAGUGAGUCGCUUUAACAUCGAGGGUCGGGGCCUGAGAGCUGGAUUGACAAGGAAGCCAAGGGUUAAAACGCGUGUGAUGCAGUCACCCAAAGCUUCGCUAGUUGCAGAGAUCAAGGCGCUGAAUUGGAUGCUUAGUGAAGCCAACAAACUCGCUGAGAAAUGGAUUGACGAUCAUCUUGUUGAGAUUGAAAAUGACCCUUCGAUGAGGGACGCUUUUGAAAUGAUCGAUCCUCAGAAUCACAAUAUGAGGAACACUUUAUUGGGUAGUGAGCUUGACCUUUUACAGGACGGCGGCGCCGCCCUGACCGCCGUGAGUUGUGUAAACGCUGGGUUUACACUAGAAGAUGAUGCUGCUGAAGAAGAUGGUCUAAUGAUCGUUAAAUGUCCCAAAAAUAAUGCCACGAUCCAGACACUCGAGAGAACAGAAUCCAUCCGCCCCACUCGCUACUCACACUUCCAUGCUUGUCAUGUGGCUUAAAAUAUUAUGUCCGUAAAAUUAAGUGUGUUGUGUUAUAUAACUUAAGUUUUAUAAUGAUGGAUGUAAGAUUAAGUACCUCAUCAAAGCACUUGGUUAUUAAAUAUUGUAAUAUGCAUUACCCUUUUUAUAUUGUGUGUUUAGUUCUUCAAAUUUGUAAUAUGCUUUGUUUUUCU